GUGUGAACGUCGUACUCCGUAUCACAUAAAGGUACUUGAAUAUCCUCGGAUUCUCUCAGCAACCAUAUCUCCCAGCACCGGUCCAAGCUUGCUCGAGAUUUGAACACAUCAUGGUCUCGUCCUUGGUCGCCGUUGUUGCGACAGCUCUCGCCCUGGGCACAUCCGCCGCUCCCGUACCCGCGUCGGGCACGGCGGAAGGCUUGGACAUCUCGACUACACUCCAGAACAUCCUCUCCAAUACCCAUAACAGUGAUGCAUACACAUAUCCGACAGACCUGACGAGAGGGAUUGUUCCGAAACCAAUCCACUCGCACAACGACUACUGGCGGGACGUUCCAUUCUACACGGCCCUGUCAGUAGGGUGCAUCUCGACCGAGGCCGACGUGUGGCUGUACAACGACACUCUGUACGUCGGCCACGAGCAAUCGGCACUCACGACGAGCCGGACGUUUGACAGUCUGUACGUCCAACCCAUCCUGGACACGCUGCGUCGGGAGAACCCAACAACACAGUUUGUCAGCAAACCGACCAAGAACGGAGUCUUCGACACGUCUUCGGGGCAGACCUUGUACCUGUUUGUCGACCUCAAGACCGACGGACCCAGCACGUGGCCCGUCGUGAUUAAACAGCUCCAACCGUUGCGUGAUGCAGGGUACCUGACGACCUACAACGGCACCGGCGUCACCCCGGGACCCGUGACCGUGAUCGGCACGGGAAACACACCUCUAAAUCUCGUCCAGGGCGUCGACGACCGAGAUUACUUUUUCGACGCCAACCUCGCCCUCCUAAGCACCACUCAGUCAAACAUCACGCGAGAAGUGAGCCCCAUCGCCUCCACUCAGUUCAGCAAGUACUUUGGCACCAUCAACGGGACCACGUUCAACGACACCCAGAUCGCCACGCUCAGUCAACACCUUGCCGUCGCCAACGAAAGGGGCAUCCUGGGUCGGUACUGGGAUACCCCCGCGUGGCCAGUCAAGACGAGAAACGCCGUGUGGUCGACCCUCAUCGAGGCCGGCGUUGGACUUCUGAAUGCCGACGAGUUGGACGAGGCGGCGGGAUUCGGUGGUGUCAAUGGAUAUUGGUGAUUUUCGUAUAGAAGUCAUGGAUAUACAAGACGAGCGAUUUGCAUUGCAUUGCUUUCACCAGAGAAGUAAUAAUAAUCUUGUUUCGACAAUCCGCC
Messenger RNA from Exophiala oligosperma, 1183 nucleotides. RefSeq lists its product as uncharacterized. NCBI's taxonomy places the organism in Eukaryota, Fungi, Ascomycota, Eurotiomycetes, Chaetothyriales, Herpotrichiellaceae. The coding region runs from base 111 to 1088 and encodes 325 amino acids. The transcript has 2 exons. Gene Ontology annotation, biological process: lipid metabolic process. Gene Ontology annotation, molecular function: phosphoric diester hydrolase activity. The record is from RefSeq and is a predicted model, not a curated record.